UUACCAAAAUUCAUAGAAGAUCGUGCCGUGAUGGGGCAGGAAAGUCCUGAAAUAGUAACAUCUCUCAUUAGAAUUAUGGUGCUGGAUACGGCUGGAGCUCGAAACAUUAAGCAGGAAUUCGGGGGGCUCGUCUACCAAAAUAUCUCUGUGCCCAGAUUCGAGUGCCCCAACUUGUUGGCUCCAAUUUUUGGAAGGUAUGCACCGCGAAAACGGCACUUAGGAAUAAUUGAAGUGGAGGCCAGCGUCCCAUGGUAUUACGCGUUGUCAAGUUUAAUCAUUGCAUCGUUGCAAUUUCAGCAUCUGAUUAUGGGCAACGAUGGGUCCCCACAAGCUUGUCCUUAAUAAGGAAUCCACUGGAAACAAGCCAUGCGUCAGUCCAAGUGUACAAAUGGAGUAGUGUCCAGAAUCACUGUAUCUCCGCUUACAGGAAAGGAAACCAUUGAGAUUGUCAGCACACCCGGAGGUCGGAGAGACUCGUGUUUGAAUGCCAAGAAGCGAAUCCCAACUUAUUCAGAGUUCUUCAUCAGUAAUUGCGUCGAGUGAUGGCACAGGCACUGGUCUCUCCUACAUGCCCUCGAGUAGUGGAUAAAGUUGCAGCAGUGACGGCAAGACUGGGGGCGAUUUUGAAGGAAUUAGGAUAUUUUGCGCCUCCAGUGGCACUAGUGGUUAUCCUUGCCACCAAACUGGUCUGGGAUGCUCGGAUUCAAUCUCAGAGACGGAAGACGCUUCCCCCGGGGCCGAGGCCAUGGCCCAUCAUCGGAAACCUUUCUGCUCUUGUGGGUGACAAGCCGCACCGUGCCCUCCAGGAGCUGGCCUUCGAAUUCGGAGGUCUUAUGUACCUUCAGCUCGGAUCAGUGCCGUGUGUAGUCCUUUCCACUGCCGAAGCUGUUAGAGAGGUGUUCCGAUCCAAUGAUGAACGCAUAUUGUCGCGGCCGAAGAUGUUAAGCUUCGGAAUCAUCUCGGACAAUUACAGAUCAAUCAGUUUUGGCCCUCCUGGGAAGCUAUGGCAAAGUAUGCGUAGAUUUUGCAGCACGGAGCUGUUUACCAAUACGCGUGUGGCUUCUUAUCAAGGUCGUAGAGAAGAGGAGGUGAAGCACAUGCUGAUGGUCCUUGUGGAGGAAUCAGAGAAAGGCAAAGCUGUUGAUUUACGUAGCUGGUUGCAUGAUCUAUCUUCCAACAUGACGACUCGAAUGCUUGUCAACAAAAGGUUCUUUGCAAAUCGUGGAGAAAACGAUGGUAAGCAAGAGAUUUUAAAGAGCGAACUCGAGCACGUGCUAGAAGGAUUUAACGUGAACAUAAUGCGCAAUGUCUUAAGCGACUACUUGCCUUCCUUACGAUAUUUCGCGGAAGAACUGCAUGGUGCUCGCGCUGCGUUAGAGGCUUUUCGAGAUGAAGCAGCAACAGUUGGACGGAAGAUUGUCGAGCUUGAGAAGCACAGACAACGAGCUCAGAAUCCGUCUAAAGAUGAGAAUUAUGUUCCAGACUUCGUAGAUGUCUUGAUAGGGGCGCCUCUGGACGAUGGUAAGAGCUUGUCUGAUACGCUGCUCACCGUGCAAGUCUUGGAAUUUUUCUUCGCUGGAACACACACGAGCUCCGCAACAGUGGAGUGGGCGAUGGCGGAGCUGAUCACACACCCAGAUCUAAUGAAGCGCGCACAGGCGGAGGUCGACGGUGCAGUACCCGCUGAUCGCCUCGUCCGUGACUCAGACAUUCCCAAUCUCCCCUAUCUCCAGGCGGUAGUGAAGGAAACGUUCCGCAUGCACCCCGUGCUAUCGUUGGGCGGUCCACGCGAAACAACCAGACCCAUCGAAGUUAAUGGAUACAAAAUCCCUGCGCAGACAAGGCUCUUCGUGAACAUCUUCGCGGUCCACCGCGACCCCGCCGUGUACACGGACCCCGAAACUUUCGACCCGGACAGGUUCCUCACGCAACACCUCCAUACGAAUCACUGUUCGGGGUUCGACUCCCACGAGCUGAUUCCGUUCGGCGUCGGGCGGCGGAUGUGCCCAGGAUUCCAUCUCGGCAACACUCUAGUGCACUUGAUGCUAGCCAAUCUACUGCACCGAUUUCACUGGUCUCUCCCCGAGGGCGAGACCAUCGCCACCGUGCAAGCCUCUGUGAUGUCGGAGAAGCUCUACGGCCUCUUGUUCCACCCCAACGAAAACCUUCACUUGGUCCCCGAGCUCAAAAAUGGUCUUCCCGCAUCGUGAGACUUGCUUUCGCACCCUUCUAUCGACAGCGUUGCACCGACAAACUAAGCUUCGGGUGCGGUAGAACACAUAGAUCUCUCUGUCCACGAUCUCCUUGAACGGCAUCGCGAUGGAGCUUCGGUGAACCGACACUCUCCACUACAACAACCAUCUCGCCGUCGAUCGAUGCUCCGGCGGAUUUCUUCACUCUGUUGCGGAUUCGGAUUAUGAAACCGUGAAGUUCACGAUCGCUCAAAAUUUUGACUAGUUUUGACAAGUUGUCAUAUAUAUAUAUAUAUAUAUAUAUUUAUAUAUUCAAGUUGACAAGUUCUGUAUGAGUAUAUAUAUAUAUAUAUAUAUAUAUACAUACAUUUACAUAUGAACACGAAUAUGCAUUGUAUAAUGGUGAUUAAAAUCUAUGAACUAGUAUGAUAUGCCAUAUUAUUAUAAGUUUCUAUUUUCA
Messenger RNA from Physcomitrium patens, 2652 nucleotides. RefSeq names its product ferruginol synthase. The record is from RefSeq and is a predicted model, not a curated record. Gene Ontology annotation, molecular function: oxidoreductase activity, acting on paired donors, with incorporation or reduction of molecular oxygen; iron ion binding; heme binding. Lineage: Eukaryota; Viridiplantae; Streptophyta; Bryopsida; Funariales; Funariaceae.